AUGCUUUCGAUCGCUCGCUCUGCUCUUCGCCCGAAUCUCACUCGCGCCUUUGCUGCGCCUGCCAGCGCGUCGUCGCUGCACACACUCCCCGACCUGCCAUACGGCUAUGAUGCGCUGGAACCACAUAUCAGCAAGGAAAUCAUGGAGCUUCACCACAAGAAGCAUCACCAGACCUACGUGAAUGGUCUGAACGCCGCCGAGGAGUCCUUUGCCAAGUCGAGCUCGGUAAAGGAGCGCAUUGGUCUCCAGUCCGCGCUCAAGUUCAAUGGCGGAGGACACAUCAACCAUUCGCUCUUCUGGAAGAACCUGUCGCCUUCAAGCGAGGGUGGCGGUCAGAUACAGGACGGUCCGCUCAAGACUGCUAUCAUACGUGACUUCGGCUCCGUCGAGGAUUUCAAGAAGACGUUCAACGCCAAGACUGCUGCUAUUCAGGGCAGUGGCUGGGGAUGGCUCGGAUACAAUGCUACGAGCAAGAAGCUCGAGAUUGUUACCACCGCCAACCAGGAUCCUUUGAUCACCCACACACCCAUCAUCGGCGUUGAUAUCUGGGAACACGCAUUCUAUUUGCAGUACAAGAACGUGAAGCCCGAUUAUCUCAAUGCUAUCUGGAACGUCAUCAACUUCAAGGAGGCAGAGGCACGCUUCGUCGAGGCUGGCGCUAGUGUUUAA
Peniophora sp. CBMAI 1063 is the source of this 669-nucleotide messenger RNA. The record is from the annotation of a GenBank genome assembly. Lineage: Eukaryota; Fungi; Basidiomycota; Agaricomycetes; Russulales; Peniophoraceae.